AUGGAGAACGACCUAACAUUCCUUGGUACCCAUCUCCUCGAGCACUACGAUACCGACCAGUGUGCCAGCUUUUGCGACGAUCUGCCGACCUGCGCGUCCUUCAACUUGUACUUCGAACGAGACCCCAUCUAUGAACCCAACAGGACGGCCGGCUGCCCCAACCCGCCCUCAACUACAAAUAUAAACUGCGUGCUCUGGCAUUCUCACCUCGAAGCGGACGAAGCCAUCAACUUCGGGGAGGUACGGGAGGAUUUCCAAGUCGUCAUCGCAGGCUCCAACCUGUACAACAAGAUACAUGGGCCUCUCGAUCUCAGCAAAUUGGGAUUCAGCGGGCCGCGAGUAGACGUCGACAAUGAUGCGGCCUUCCUGGUCCCCGACGAGCCGACGGGCGGCUACAGCACACUCCUGGCACAUGAACCCUUGUACUACAGCUACUACAACGCCUCGGCCACUCUUGAAAAAUACGACCCUACCGUCUGCGCCCAUCUCUGCUCGAACAUCACAAACGCCGCCACUCCCUCUUUCCCUUUUACGAACAACGCCUACCCUGUCUGCAGCAUGUUCGUGGCUUAUGAACUGAGAUACAACGAGCCUCUGGGAAUGGUCUGCGAGCUCUAUUCUUCUGUGUGGAGUAGUCAUUACCAGAGUUUGCGGGAGGUGGUGGCUUUCGGCGGCGAAGGUGAGAGAACAGUCAUCUUGCACCCCAACAAGGUAUCGGUAUAUCAGCGAAAGGACUACGAAUAUCCACCGAUAUGCGCCAUGGAGGAGUACUGCGGGAAAGACUUCUAUGCUGGUGGUGACUGCUCUGGAUGGGGUCAGGGUUACUGUUAG
Diaporthe citri is the source of this 831-nucleotide messenger RNA. RefSeq lists its product as uncharacterized. The transcript has a single exon. The record is from RefSeq and is a predicted model, not a curated record. Lineage: Eukaryota; Fungi; Ascomycota; Sordariomycetes; Diaporthales; Diaporthaceae. Bases 1 to 831 code for a protein of 276 amino acids.